CCGCCCCUCUCCGAGCAUGCCGGCCUUCCCGGCCUUCGCCAGGCACUCCCACGCCACGGCGCCCACUCCGCCGGGGAAGCACGCCGCCGAGUCCCGCCUCGGGCCAGAACACAUGGGGCACCGCCACCAUCCUCCUCCUCAGCAUUCUCCUCAGCAUCGCCCCGCGGCCCUUAAGCUCGGCCCUGCCCCUCAGCCCCAUCACCAGCUCCACCACCACUAUCAUCAUCAUCAUCAUCAUCCUCAUCAUCCGGCAGGCCAAGCCCAGGUGGUCUCUAGUCAAACAGGAGCGUUUGGCCCGGCGCAGUCACCAGCAGUCCCCUACCCCGUCUCUCACACAGCUCAGGCUCUGGCAGCAGGUAGGGACUUCUUCAUACACAGACACCUGCCGGCCCCACUCAUGCCAGGGCUGACCGAGCAGCACCCCGCUGCAAGUUCUCACCACGGACUGUUUGUCUCAACAACAGGUAGCUACCCCGGACACCAUGGUCACCACCAGCACCACCACUCAGAAGCUGGGAAUCCCUCUCUGUUCACUGGACUCCAUGAGCAGCCUCCCCAUGCAGCUCCAGGUGGCCAUCUAAACGGACAGAUAAGACUGGGGUUACCUGGAGAAAUGUACGCCAGGUCUGAACAUUUCACUCAAGUACCAGCCUCCAGGACAGAUCCUUUUGCUGCUUCUUCGCUUCAUAGCUACAGUGGCAUGAAUCUGAACGUGAACCUGGCUCCACACCACGGCCCGGGGGCCUUCUUUCGUUACAUGAGGCAGCCCAUCAAACAGGAACUCAUCUGUAAGUGGAUUGAGUUGGACCAGACUCCCAAAAAACUAUGCUCGAAAACUUUCAGCACGAUGCACGAGCUGGUGACUCAUGUCACCGUGGAGCACGUUGGAGGACCCGAGCAGUCCAAUCACAUAUGUUUCUGGGAAGAGUGUCCAAGAGAAGGGAAGCCUUUCAAGGCCAAAUACAAACUUGUAAAUCACAUCAGAGUCCACACAGGUGAAAAACCUUUCCCCUGCCCUUUCCCAGGCUGUGGUAAAGUGUUUGCCAGAUCAGAGAAUCUCAAAAUACACAAAAGAACUCAUACAGGGGAGAAGCCGUUCAAAUGCGAAUUCGAGGGCUGCGACAGACGCUUCGCCAACAGCAGUGACAGGAAGAAGCACUCGCACGUCCACACCAGCGACAAGCCCUACAACUGCAAAGUGAGAGGCUGCGACAAGUCCUACACCCACCCCAGCUCACUGAGAAAACACAUGAAAGUGCAUUGCAAAUCCCCUCCUCCCAGCUCCGGCUACGAGUCCUCCACACCCUCCUUGGUGUCCCCCUCCUCGGACUCCGGCCGGGAGCCCCCCGCCUCGUGUUCCCACGCCGAGCCCUCCGCACCCGCGCCGCCCGCCGCCAACCUGAGCGAAUGAUGUCUACCCCGUUGCUCUCAAGGUAAUCUAGAUAGACGCAGCUGAAAGCCUGAAUCUUAUGCCUUAGACAUCAAAGAAAGCUCGCACAAAGAAGUAUUUCUUCACAACGGUGAAUCUUCAUGGUAAGUUAGGAUUUCUAUGGCAAUAGGCAAGUCAUACUUAAACAGUGAAAGGCGAAGUCCGGAGCCCGUCCAGUCUUUUCAUUAAGGACAUAAUAUUUACGUCUAACAGUCCCUUUUUCUUGUGUAUACAAGUACAUAUUUUUGUUUGACGCGAACUAAAUCAUUUUCAUUUAAUUUCCGGUAAACAAAACCCACGCGAACAGGGCACUUGUUCCAGAUCAUAAUAAAAAUGGGUAAGAAUGUCAGGAAGAAAAGGUCUGCAUGAACUGUCGCCUCAGCUCAGUUUUGUUUCUGCUUUCUGCCGGGAUCAGAGAAUGCGUUUGGGAUUUGAGGGCGAGUUUCUAAAGGCAAGGAAAUGGUUUUUAAGGGGGAAAAGAAAAGGAGAAAGGUCUAACCAAGCUCGGGUUGUUCAAAGGGCCUGAUUUUGGGGUUGAAAGUGUGAGUUUUAUGGUGCAUCAGCAUGCCACGUUAGGAUCGCUAUGGUAAUGAGGAGAGCAAUAGCAAGCGGCCUUCAAAGGAGGCACACUCCAUUUGAGACAGUCUAUUAAGAUACAUUUGCACUGACCUUUGCUUUCAUGCUAGCUUAAUACACUCAAUCUGCCCCUCGCUACGGACAUCCUUCCUCCACCCCCGGCCCUUCGGCGGGGUUGCGGCCCGCUGGGCUUCACCCUCACCCCGAGGCGGGCUCCGCAGCCUCCAGCCCUGGCCGAAGGGAGGCUGCGGCUCCGGCCUCGCUCGCCGCCAGCCCCCGGCCAAAAAACUCGGCCCCGGAGCCCCCGGCCGCGCACCCCUCGGCCCCGGCCCUCCCGAAGGGAGGUAGGACAAGAAACGAAGUCCCCCCGGGCCGCCCCCGACCCCCCGAGGAUCUCGGAGCUCGGCAGCUGCCCUGGAAUCCCCGGAGGCCCGCGCAGCCUCCACAGGGCGCGGAACUUGACACCCGGCCGGGGCCAUGGGCGCUGGGCCAUGGGCCCGGGAAAGUUAGAAGUCCAUGUUCCAGUAAUUGUCUUGUUGUUUAUUUUAUCCAAGUACCCCAGUGAAUAGGGGAAAAAUAAACACGAUGAAAAAAAAUUCAAACAGUUGAGUCGUCUUUAGUGCCAGCCCUUGUGGUUGAAUAAAAAGGAUGGUCCAAUUUCUAUUGAGCUGAGAAAUCUUUGAAGUGGGAGUUAUUAUCUGAGAAAUUCCUGCUCGUCGUCCUAACAACGCUGAUGAAACGUAAAAGGUUCUUUGUCAGCGAUUUGUUCUCCUCUCUGUCAAAUUCACCCUGCCCGUUAGCUUUAAAGCGUUUCUAAAGAGAUAAAAUCAAACUUUUAAAGAUAACUUUAAGGGCCCAGAGGGUGCAGAAAAUACCAAACUAUCGAAUGCUGUGUAUAGACAUAGAUCUGGAUAUAUGUGUCCGUGUCUGUGUGAAACUGUCUGUGUACAGAAGUCCGUAGAGGUCUGUAUGUCCUUACAGCUGGAAAGUUGAAAUGAUGUCCAUUUUUGCAUUUUAUCCUCUGAACUUUUCUGUCUAAUAAAUUAUUCCUACACAUAUGCUGCACAGAAUGCAGCUCUUGGGGGAGGCAGAACUGUUGAGUUUCAUUGCCACCAGAAUGUGACCAACAAACGUUUUCUUUCCAGUAGAAUGAAAGCAACAGCACACACAUAAGAGUAAAGGCUUUGAUCGUUUUAACAGUCCGAAUACCUAUUAAGCAUGUAUAUACUGCAAUGUAUCGAAGUUAUUAACGCAUUCAAAGCGAUGGCUUCCAUAUGCUCCCAUGUUUUAUUGUCUGUAAGUGUAAAGAUAGUCAAACUAUAUCUCUUUUGUAUCUUUAUUUUAUAAACAUCACCGUGUGGACUGAAACCAUUCAUUUCUAAGAGCUUAUUUAGGAGUUUCUCUUUGGAGAUCAUUAAAUGCUCUGUUUGUAAAACGAAUUACUUGACCUUGUAACUCAUCAGUGUACUUCUAUUUUAGUUGCUACAGAAUGAUCUGAGCCCAAUCCUGCCAUUCUAAGCAACCCCAUUAAUUUAAUGGGACUUUUCCUGAGUAAAGACUGAGUCAAACUGCAGUGGAGUGGGUAUUAUUAUUAUUACUAUUAUUGUUAUUAUUAAUCCUGGAUCUUGUCAUAUUUAUAGAAAAAUCUACCACAUGUGAACUGUACAGAGAAGAAACGUCUCUGAAAAUGUAGCUCGCAAAUAACUUUUGCAAUGUUGAUAUGCUGUAUAUCUUUUCAGACUAUGUUCCAUAUUUUCCUUCAUCACAUGUUUGGUAAUGAAGGAACUUACUGUUGUGUGUUUGAACAUACUAUUUAUUUUUAAUAUUUGGAUUUUUUUACAAUAAAUAUUUAUUAACCUAUCAUUUCUAUUGUUAUUUUUACAA
Messenger RNA from Oxyura jamaicensis (ruddy duck), 3889 nucleotides. It is a transcript of the gene ZIC4, whose product is annotated as Zic family member 4. NCBI's taxonomy places the organism in Eukaryota, Metazoa, Chordata, Aves, Anseriformes, Anatidae. Gene Ontology annotation, molecular function: RNA polymerase II cis-regulatory region sequence-specific DNA binding; DNA-binding transcription factor activity, RNA polymerase II-specific. Gene Ontology annotation, biological process: central nervous system development; regulation of transcription by RNA polymerase II. Bases 17 to 1411 code for a protein of 464 amino acids. Gene Ontology annotation, cellular component: nucleus. The record is from RefSeq and is a predicted model, not a curated record. The transcript has 3 exons.